GUGGCUAAAGCAAUGGUUUAAUGCGUCACGAGAAAAUUUAAAUUAAUUGUAGCUGUUAGCUACGUUAUUUCAAAACUUAUCGUAAGAACCUGCGGAAUUUUUCUUCGUUGUGGAAUCUGGAACGUAAUAUUGCGGACUUUGGUCUAGUACUGCGCCUGUGGUACUCCGUACCUGCCCUGAUUCGAAAGGGAUGAGGCACACUUGAACCUGAACCCAGCUUGCCACUUAUGUGCCAUCUGGCGUAAGUGAGCGUAAGCACGCCGCAAUGGCGUUUAAACAGUGGAGACGCUUUAACUUCUUCGACAAAGAUGUGGUGAAGGACCCAGCGACUGGCAAAAACGUGGAAAAGCUCAAGGACAUAAAUGUGACAUGCAGCUCAAGUGGGCGUGGCCGGCUCGUGUUGGGUGAUGUAGAAGGGAAUGUGCUGGUUUUUAAUCGCCAGCUUCAAGUCACCAGCUUCAAGGCUUACCAGCUGAGCACUGAUUGCCUGCAGCAGAUGCAACAUCACGCUUUAUUGGUCACCAUUGGGGCAGAUGAGACUGGCAUCAAUCCUCUCAUUAAAGUAUGGAGCCAAGAAAAGGCAGACAAGCAUGGCAAACCCAUAUGCACACGAAUAACACGAGCUGUUGCUGGUAUAAUGCCAUCCCCCGUCAAGUCCCUGGCAGUGCAUGAGAAUUUGAUCCUCAUGGCAGUGGGAUUUGAGGAUGGAAACAUUCUGCUUUUCCGCGGUGACAUUACGAGAGACAGGCAAAGCAAGCACAUAGUGUUGUCCACGGGCACAGUCUCGGUGAAUGUGCUUGCAUUCAAGUCCAGCGGGAAGCAACACUACCUCUUCGGUGCUACUACAGAAAAAGUUAUCUCCAUCAACACCACCAUCAAGGGAAAAGAAGAACAGCAUGUCUUGGACCUUGGUGGCUGCGGUUCACGCUGUGCUGUCAUGAGCGACAUGAAACAGGACCACCAAUUUGUGGUUGGGCGACAGGAUGCCGUCUAUUUCUACCAGCCAGAAGGGCGUGGUCCGUGUUUUGCUUUUGAAGAGGAGAAAGUUCUUCUGCAUUGGUUCCGCAAUUACUUGGUUGUUGUGGGAAAGGACACAAAGCAUCCGCUAAGCUCUGGGCAGGCUCCUGAGAAGACAAUUGUCAGCGUCUACGACAUUCAGAACAAGUUUGUAGCAUAUUCUGCACCAACUCCAGGAGUAGUGGACGUGUUUUCUGAGUGGGGGUUGCUCUUCAUCCUGGUGCAAGAUGGAAAAUUGUAUUGCUUGCAAGAGAAAGACACUCAGAGCAAGUUAGAGCUCCUGUUCAAGAAAAACCAAUAUGCCAUGGCCAUCAGCCUGGCAAAGAGCCAACAGUACGAUGAGGAUGGGCUCGUCGAUAUUUUCAGACAGUAUGGCGAUCACUUAUCCAGUAAAGGGGACCAUGAAGCAGCUGUGCAACAGUACAUAAUGACUAUCGGAAAGUUGGAAGCGUCGUACGUCAUUCGAAAGUUCUUAGAUGCCCAGCGCAUUCACAACUUGACAGAAUACCUGCAGGCCCUUCAUAAGAAAGGCUUGGCAACGGAGGACCACACAACACUUCUCCUCAACUGUUACACUAAGCUGCAGGAUGAUGAGAAACUCUCCCAUUUUGUCAUGGCCAAGGACACAUACUUUGAUGUGGAAAUAGCCAUCAAGGUAUGCCGACAGGCAGGCUACUAUGACCAGGCUUUGUACUUGGCUGAGAAGCACAACUGCCAUGACCUCUACCUUAGAAUCAAGUUGGAAAACUGCCACGACUACCUCACAGCCAUCAACUAUAUUGCGCGGCUACCUUUCACUCAGGCAGAAAGCUACAUGAAAAAAUACGGGAAGACACUGUUGACGUAUGUCCCGGAGCAGACAACUGAUCUCUUGAAAAACCUGUGCUACGACUACAGGCCCAGUAAUGAUCCUCUGCCAGUAGAACAACGUUCCCAUCCAGAGGAUUUCAUACACAUCUUUGUUAGCAAUUCUGAAAAGUUGCUAGAGUUCCUCCAGCACAUGGUUGAGGUGCAACCCCAGUCUUCCACUUUGGUGUACAAUACCUUGUUGGAGCUGCACCUGCAGUCGUUCAACCAUCAAGAAAAUGAAAUGGAGAAGAAAGUCAAGGGACAACAAAUUAUGGACAUGUUGAAAAACUCUGAGGGAAAGUAUGACUUGGAUCAGGCAAUGGUUCUUUGCCAGAUGAACCACUUCAAAACAGGGAUACUCCACCUGUACGAGAAGGCCAGGCUGUACCAGCAGAUCUUGUCCUACCACAUUGAUAACUGUGACUAUGAAGAAGUGAUCAGGAUCUGUGAGCGAUUUGGAGGCAACGACCCUAACCUGUGGAUUCAAGCCUUGUGCUUCUUCUCCACAGGCAACCAGAAGGAUUACUUUUCUAAAGUAUUGACCCAAAUUGAAAAGCAGAGGCUCCUGCCUCCUAUCAUGGUGGUGGACAUUGCUGCACGAAGCCACAAGGCCACCCUGGCCACUGUCAAGGACUACUUGGUAAGACAUCUGAUGAAUGAAAACAGGCAGAUGGAAGAAAACAAAAGGCUCAUAGUGCAAUACAGGAAGGAGACGGAACGGAUACGAAACCAUAUAGAGGAAUUGAAGAACAAGCCUAAAGUGUUCCAAGUGUCCAAGUGCUGUGGCUGCAAUCAUCUGCUGGAGCUGCCCUCUGUUCAUUUCCUCUGUGGACAUUCCUAUCAUCAACACUGCUUUGAAAACUACUCCGAAAGCGACGACUGCCCUCACUGCUUGCCUGAAAACAGCAAGGUGCUGGACAUAAUUCGCUCCCAAGAACAGGCCAAGGACCUUCAUGAACAAUUCCACCAUCAGCUGGAACGAUCGGAUGACGGAUUUUCCGUCGUGGCUGAUUACUUCGGCAAGGGCCUCUUCAAUAAAGUUACCCUCCUUACGGAUCCGCCAAGAUGUAAAUAAAUUAUUAGUAUAAAAGUU
This is a messenger RNA of Ornithodoros turicata, 2959 nucleotides long. RefSeq names its product vacuolar protein sorting-associated protein 11 homolog (gene Vps11). Gene Ontology annotation, cellular component: HOPS complex; endosome. The transcript has 30 exons. Bases 266 to 2941 code for a protein of 891 amino acids. Gene Ontology annotation, biological process: endosome organization; vacuole organization; vesicle-mediated transport. Gene Ontology annotation, molecular function: protein binding; protein-macromolecule adaptor activity. The record is from RefSeq and is a predicted model, not a curated record. Lineage: Eukaryota; Metazoa; Arthropoda; Arachnida; Ixodida; Argasidae.